CUCUAUCUGGCAGUUGCACAUAAGCAGCAUUUUAAUGACGCAACGUCGCAUGAUGAUGACGUAGACGAAUGGCCCAGGUGCAGUUUGGGCUUUAUAGAGCAAGAAAAAUAAAUAAAAAGACAGGUUCUGGCCUUUCCGUAAAAGGAAAAGUUUUUGGCGAUGCACUCGUCAGUCCGAGAAAUCCUCAUCUCAUCCGAGCCGGACUCCCCCUACUUCCUCCGCGUGGACGGGAGCGGUUGGGACACUGCGUCCGGCUUCCGGCUGCUGCUAAGCGACGGACGCCACGCGUGGAGAGGUGAAGCGAGCGAGGCCUCUGUGUGCCAGGAGGCGGCGGAACUAGAGAUGCCCGAAGACAAGUACAUUCAGGACCUACGGGAGGCGCUCACAGGGGAGGGUAGCCCGGCCUCUUACCGCUUGACAUUGUUGCCGUCACCACCCGACGGCGGCGCCGAGCUCACGCUGACCUACCACAAAGUCCAGAAGGACAUCUCGUUCAGGUUGGGCUCGGUGAUGCUGAACCCCGUUCCGGAGCCGCGGGAGGCCGUGAGAGCUUUGCUGACUUACAGUCUGGAGAGAGGAACCUCUCUGGAGCGCCAUAACCAGGAGCUCCGGGAGCAGAACCGACGGCUGGGACGAGAACACGGCCGCAUCGCCGCAGAGCUAAAGCGCUACGCAAUCGGGAGAGAGGAGCUGGAGACGGAACUUUACUCUCGCUUUGUCGUGGUCCUCAAUGAAAAGAAAGCGAAAAUCCGCAGCCUGCAGGAAAAGCUCAAGGCGCUACAGGAAGUCAGGAGCGACAAGACUGAUCUGGAAAACGACGAGUACGCUGGCAGCACCGAUGAAGACGCCGAAGCUGCGCCAGAUGCCGCUGCGGCAGCGGCUUCUGACGAGGCGAGGCCCUGCUCCCCCACCCCGUUGGACGACAUCACGGACGUGGCGCCCAAUCGGAAGCGGCGUUUCCGCCACCGGGGAGCCCCUGCGGACACGGCCGUCAAGCGACCGCAUGCAAGGAACACCCCACUGGCGGCAACCGAUCCGCUGCCGCUGCGCCGCCCGGAUGAAGAGGAGGACCUCUUUGAGGACUUCUAACGUACAGCGAGAGAAGGCAUUUUGUCACUCAAAAGUUAGCCAUUUGGCUGCCUUUGACUCAUGAGGUGUCAAACUUGUGGUUCAGGGGUCAUAUCCGCCCCACUGCCUCAUUUUUGUGGCCCGCAAAAGUCACCCACGUGCAGGGACUUCAUGUUUCUUGCUAAAAUGAAUAAGCCAUCAAAUUUCUGUUAUCCUAAAUGAAAUGUUGAGAAGUACAGAAAUCAGAAUAUUUGCAGUUUUUUUUUAAAUUUAUCAUGAAUAAAUGAAUAUUUAUUAAAAAGAAAUACCAGUACUGUACUUGCUUUUUUUUUUAAAUGUAAAAAGUAUUAACGAAAAAUAAAUAGAAUAUACGCUGUUUUGUCUUUUUAAAAUUAAAAAAAAGAAUAUUUAAUAUUAAUUUUCUUAAGUUGUAAAUGUAAAUACAUAUUAACUUGAAAAUUUCGUAUGUAGAGACGUUCGUAAGUAGAGGUACCACUAUAUAUCCUGUUUUUAUUUAAGUAAUUUAAAAAACAUUUUUUGAAAUAGUGUUUUGUUUUGGGAAAACUGGUCUUGAAAGUCCAGUGUCAACCUGUACUACAUGUCGGCGUCUAAAUGAAAAGGGAGUCUAUGGUAGGAUACCCAGGAAGACCCCACUUCUGACCCAGAGACAAAAAAGCCAGAAACUUACCAGAGAAAGCCAAAAAUGUUUUGGGAAGAAUGUUAGAGCUUUUUGGGAAAAAGGCAUCAACAUAGAGUUUACAGAAAAAGACGAGGCCUUUAAAGAAAAGAACAUGGUCCCUACAGUCAAACAUGGCAGAGGUUCCCUGGUGUUUUGGGGUUGCUUUCCUGCCUCUGGCACUGGACUGCUUGACAGUGUGCAUGGCAUUAUGAAGUCUGAAGACUACCAACAAAUUUUGCAGCAUAAUGUAGGGUUCAGUAUGGGUCUUCCAGCAGGACAAUGACCCAAAACACACUUCAAAAAGCACUAGAAAAUGGUUUGAGAGAAAGCACUGAAGACUUUUAAAGUGGCAGGCAACGAGACCAGACCUGAAUCCCAUAGAACACCUGUGGAGUGAUCUGAAAAUGGCACCCUUCAAAUCUCAGAGACGUGGAGCAGUUGGCCGAAGAAGAAUGGGCUAAAAUUCCAGCAGAGCAUUGUAAGAAACUCACUGAUGGAUACCGGAAGCGGUUGUUUGCAGUUAUUUUGUCUAAAGGUUGUGCUACCAAGUAUAAGGCUGAGGGUGCCAAUACUUUUGUCCGGUCCAUUUAUGGAGUUUUGUGUAAAAUGAUUUUAAAAAAAAUGUCAUUCUCUUUAGUGUUUUUUUUAUCAUUGCCAG
Corythoichthys intestinalis (scribbled pipefish) is the source of this 2405-nucleotide messenger RNA. RefSeq names its product DNA repair protein XRCC4-like. Gene Ontology annotation, biological process: response to X-ray; positive regulation of ligase activity; immunoglobulin V(D)J recombination. The transcript is spliced from 8 exons. Bases 160 to 1089 code for a protein of 309 amino acids. Gene Ontology annotation, cellular component: DNA-dependent protein kinase-DNA ligase 4 complex; nucleus; DNA ligase IV complex. The record is from RefSeq and is a predicted model, not a curated record. NCBI's taxonomy places the organism in Eukaryota, Metazoa, Chordata, Actinopteri, Syngnathiformes, Syngnathidae. Gene Ontology annotation, molecular function: DNA binding.